UGAUCAAAGAGUUAGGUUAGGCUUUGCUGUUUGAGACAGUUUGUCUCUGAGUGCAGAUAGUUUGUUUCUGUUAAUCUGAUAUUAGCCUUUUUGAGUCUUUGAUAUAAUUCUGUAGACUGUGCUUGAAACCAAAGAUUCCUCUUUGUUGAAACGUUCAACCCGUAUCUACGGGUUGAAACCGUUUAGUGCUUCCGAAGAGUUAGGUGAGGUUAGGUUUGUAGUGUUCCGAUUUAAAAAAAAAAACAAUUCAAGAUGCCCAAAAUAUUCACUCCAACUAACCAAAUACGACACACAAAUGUCGCAGUUGUGAAACUUACGAAAAAGGGAAUGCGAUUUGAAAUUGCAUGUUACAGAAAUAAAGUUGUAGCAUGGAGGGAACAGAUAGAAAAGGAUAUAGAUGAAGUCUUGCAAAUACAUUCGGUUUUCACUAAUGUGUCGAAAGGACAAGUAGCAAACAAACAUGAUCUCCAAAAAGCUUUUCACAGUGAAGAUGUUACUGAAAUAUGUAAGGAAAUAUUGGCGAAAGGAGAGCUUCAAAUAUCAGACAAGGAGAGACAUAGUAAAUUAGAUCAGGUCUUUAAAGAAGUAGCAACAAUGGUGUGUGAUCAAUGUCUUAACCCUGAAACGAAAAGGCCAUACCCCAUAACAAUGAUUGAAAGGGCAAUGAAAAAUAUGCAUUUUUCUGUUAAAUCAAAUCAAUCAUCUAAACAGCAAGCUUUACUAGUAUUGAAAAAAUUGACAAAAGUGAUGCCUUUCGAGAGAGCUAGAAUGAAAGUAAAAAUAACAUUACAAGGCGAGGGCUCCAAGAACGUCAGGGAAAAAAUAAUGGAAAUUGAAUGCCUAGAAAUUGAGGAGGAGUUUAAAAAUGAUGAAGACAUUAUUCUUAUCACGGAAAUUGAUCCUGGAACUUAUAAAGAAAUAAAACAAUUGUUAGAGGCAGAAACCUUCUUGGGAACAAUAGAAACUAUAAAUUCUAAUAUAAAGGUUGAAGAUGUAGAACAUUUUGGAUUUACUUAACAAAUUUUAUCUCAUUAUCACUCUUCCUGUAUUUUAAAUUAAAGUAUGUAUAUAAUUUUUGCUUUAAUUAAAAUCAUACUAUAAA
This is a messenger RNA of Coccinella septempunctata (seven-spotted ladybird), 1102 nucleotides long. RefSeq names its product ribosome maturation protein SBDS (gene Sbds). The record is from RefSeq and is a predicted model, not a curated record. Gene Ontology annotation, biological process: cytosolic ribosome assembly; ribosome biogenesis. The transcript is spliced from 2 exons. Bases 253 to 1017 code for a protein of 254 amino acids. NCBI's taxonomy places the organism in Eukaryota, Metazoa, Arthropoda, Insecta, Coleoptera, Coccinellidae.